AACCGCACCUAUGUAGCAGCUAUUGUUGACAUCAUUCAAUUUAUAGCUUUAAACCAGCUGCCUUUUCGUGGCUCAGAUGAUGCUUUGGAUGCAAGAGGUGAGGUGGGCAGUGGCAUUUUUCUUGCAUUGAUGGACUACACCCUUAAAAAGGACAAGGACCUUGCUAGGAUUUUUAGCACCAUCCCUGCGAAUGCCACAUACACAUCACAUCACAUCCAAAAUGAAAUUAUUGAAAUCAUGAGUACAAUCAUCACAGAGGAAAUAGUGAAAGAUAUAGGAGAGGCUUGGUACACAUUAAAGGUUGAUGGCACCAAAGAUCCCACUGGCUGCGAAAAUAUAUCCAUAGUGCUUCGCUACGUGGACACGAGCAACACUGUAAGGGAGCGACUUGUCUCAAUGGCCACUACCAAACAAUGUGAUGCCAAGUCUCUGACUCAGCUGGUUUUGGCACAGUUGAGAGACAUUGGGCUAAAUACAGCGAAGGUGCUCAGUCAGUGUUACGAUGGGGCAAGUGUCAUGUCUGGAGUACACGGAGGGAUGCAGAAAAUCGUGCAGGAAGAAUUGCAGAGAGAGGUGCCAUACGUACACUGCUUUAAUCAUCAGUUGCAUUUGGUUGUGGUGCACGCCAUGUCUUCUGAUUUCGCACUGGAAAACUUUUUCAGUGUAUGCACUUCACUCUACAAGUACUUCAAGAAACCUACAGUGGCUGCAGUGUACACGGGCGAGAAGUUGAAGAGGUUGCUUGAGCAACGGUGGACAGGCCACCUGGCCACAGUGACGGUGAUCCUGAAAUCAAUUGACAACAUUGUCCACUUGCUUCGUGGGAUCGAAGGCUCCCAAACCAGUGCAGCAGAGGUGCGAAUGGAGGCCACAGGGCUUUUGAAGGCCAUUACCCAGCCCAGCUUCCUGUUCAUUGCCUGCAUGACGCAUCAAAUAUUGAGUUUGCUUGAUCCUCCCAACACUGCACUCCAAGCCAAAUCCACAGACCUCUACACUGGUGUCAGACUGGUCCAAAGUGCCUUGGCGUGUGUUGAGAAGCUGAGAUGUGAUACUCAGUUUGACACAUUUUGGGAGAAAUUCUCUCAAGACAGACAGACCUCAGAACCUCCUGCAGCAGCACCCCCACAGAAACGACCAAGAAAUUUGAGCCACUUGAGUGACUAUGUGGUGGACACCACAGUUGGUCACCGUCAAAAGGAAGCGGAAGAGAGGACUGGGUGUAAAAGACUGUAUUUCAGUACUUUGGAUGCUGUAGUGGGAGAGAUUAAAGCAAGAUUCAGCGUAAGAAACAGCCAACUGGUGCAGGCCCUGUGCACCUUACACCCAGGGAGUGAAGAUUUCCUGAACACAAACAAAGUGAGACCACUGCUUGACCUAACAGGCACAGAGAUGAAGGAAGCUGAGUUUGCUGUAGCACAGCAGUUUCUGCAGGACGAAAUGGCCAAAUCAAAUGACAACUGGACUACACAGGACAUUUUGAUACGAUACUGUGAGCCUCUAGCAGCCAUGCCUACUGUGCUAAAAACACUCAAGCUGAGCCUUACCUUCGGUGCAUCAACUGCAACAUGUGAAAAUUCAUUUAACUCUCAAAAAUGUGUUCAGUGAACACAGAAGGAGCAUGCUCCACAAAAGAAAAGCCUGUCUCAUCCAGAUUGCUGUGGAGAAGGACCUCACCAAGAAGUUAACUGGAGAGUGGAAAGAGACGCUGCUAAGAAGAUUCAGCACAGCUUCAAGGAGGCUGCAGCUCUUCUGAGGGAUCCUGUGCCCCCUGGUGGAUCAAGUGUGCCCCUGUCUUGGAACCUGGGACAGUUUGAGA
This is a messenger RNA of Gadus chalcogrammus (walleye pollock), 1816 nucleotides long. RefSeq lists its product as uncharacterized. Lineage: Eukaryota; Metazoa; Chordata; Actinopteri; Gadiformes; Gadidae. The transcript has 2 exons. The coding region runs from base 130 to 1605 and encodes 491 amino acids. The record is from RefSeq and is a predicted model, not a curated record.